GAAAAAGCCGCGCGCACAUGCUGCUGCGACACGCCCCCGCGCUGCUCGCAUUGCCUGCGCUGCCCGCACCGCAGUCAUGGUACCCGGGCCACAUGACCCAGUUCGCGCGCGCGCUGCCCGCGCUCCUGCGCCGCACGGACGUCGUGCUCGAGCUCCGCGACGCGCGCCUCCCGCUCACGAGCAUCAACCCCUCCUUCGAAGGAGCCCUGCAAAAGUGGCGGCAGGAACGCGGGCACGUCAGCGGCGCCGCAGGGGCUGCUGCUGCCCCGGCCGCGUCGUCGGGGCCGCAGCAGUACGCCGCCAUCUGCGAACGGAUCGUCGUCUUCAGCAAGCGCGACCUCGUCGCACAGUGGGGCAUAGAGCCUUUCCGCAGGGCCAUGUCUGCCAAGUACCCGGACCAGAAAUCCUUUUUCGCGGCGUGGAACCGCCAGGGCGACAUCCGGGCACUGAACGAUCUGCUCGUUGACAUCGCAAAACAGAACCCGCAUCUGCCGGAGAUGAACGUUUUGGUCGUCGGCAUGCCCAACGUGGGCAAGUCGACACUGCUCAACGCCUUGCGGAGCAAUGGCAUCGAGGGGCCCACAGCGAAGGCCCUGCGCACGUCCGCGCAGCCCGGACUGACACGCGCCAUCUCCACGCGGCUGAAGCUGUCCGUCGACCCCCUCGUCUACUCGUACGACUCGCCGGGGGUCAUGCUCCCCUUCCUCGGGCGCGGCGACCGUGGCGCGGAACGCGGCGUCAAGCUCGCCCUCAUCGGUAAGCAUUCAACUGCCAAUGCGCUCCGUGUUCUGCGAACAGCACCACUGACAUGUUGCCCCCCCUCGUCCAUCCGUCCGUCCCAACCCUGUGCGCGGACAGCCGGCAUCAAGGAAGGCCUGUACGACCUCGAGGCUCUCGCGGCCUACCUGCUCUACCGCAUGAACAUCCUCGACCCUACCUCACCGGCAUACCUGGCAGUGCUCCCGCCUGGGACGCCGCCGACGGCCGACGUCGCCGAGUUCCUCGACACGCUCGCCCGCCGACUCGGCAUGCUCAGGCGCGGGGGCGCCACGGACCACGCACGCGCCGCCGCAUGGUUCGUGCGCUGGUGGCGCGAGCACGGGAGCGUCCUCGCAGCGGCGGCGCCGCCACCGCCACUGCCCGCGGUCCCUGACCCGUCUGACACGUCUGACGCAUCAUCCGGCGCGUCCGCCCCUGCGGUGCAGCAGCAGCGGCGCGGCUGGGGCUUCGACUUUGAGUGGUCCGUCGGCGCGGCGGGGCUCGGCGCGGACGGCGUGCAACGGGAGAUGGAGGCGUGCAUCGACGCGUUCGAGGCGGAGGCGCGCGAGGAGGCGGCCGAGGGCGGUGAGGUGAGUGUGACGCAGGAGAGGAAGAAGCAGAGGGAGGGGCUCCUUGCGAGGCGCGCGGCGAGGCUCAAGGCGAAGGCGCCUGCGAGGCGGAGCGGCCGGUAG
This is a messenger RNA of Phanerochaete carnosa HHB-10118-sp, 1451 nucleotides long. RefSeq lists its product as uncharacterized. The record is from RefSeq and is a predicted model, not a curated record. Bases 18 to 1451 code for a protein of 477 amino acids. Gene Ontology annotation, molecular function: GTP binding; GTPase activity. Gene Ontology annotation, cellular component: mitochondrion. The transcript has 6 exons. NCBI's taxonomy places the organism in Eukaryota, Fungi, Basidiomycota, Agaricomycetes, Polyporales, Phanerochaetaceae.